Molecule: messenger RNA, 171 nt
Organism: Nematocida minor
Lineage: Eukaryota; Fungi; Microsporidia
Exons: 1
Coding region: 1-171 (56 amino acids)
Source: RefSeq, a predicted model, not a curated record
AUGGAUGCUCGCGAGUUCUUUCAAAAGCUGGACACAAUGACAAAAGAAGAGGCAUUUGCUGCGUACAGCAUUAAAUACUACACGGUAGAUGACCUUCUUAAUGACAAGGUCAUUGGAAAGGGGGUGAGAAAGCUGUACGAGAAGAACUACAUGCUGGACAGCAACAUAUAA